This is a messenger RNA of Prunus armeniaca (apricot), 1182 nucleotides long. Lineage: Eukaryota; Viridiplantae; Streptophyta; Magnoliopsida; Rosales; Rosaceae. The record is from the annotation of a GenBank genome assembly.
AUGAUACUUGGCCUCAAAGACGGCAUAGGAGGCAUCCUGGUUUAUGUACUAAUGGCUUUCCCGCAAAGUUUAUUGACCGGCCUUGUUCAUAAGAAUUGCAAAGUGGCACUCAUCCUCCAUAUUGUAAUGAUUGUUAUUAUGGUUGUCUUCAUAUUCAGCUAUAUUUUCCUAAUGCUUAGUGCGGGGAGACGAGAGAUGCAUCUUUGUGUCACACUGAUAAAGCAAAUGGAGGCAACACAGAGAGAGAGUAUGAAUAAAAGUCUUGCAUUUGCUACUGCAAGCCAUUAUGUUCGUGCUGCUCUGGCCGGAAUUACCAGUUUGAUCGAGAUAUCUUACGAUGAAGUUGCCCCAAGUUCUGAAUUAGAAACAAAUUUAAGACAAAUGGAUUCUUGUAUGAAGGACCUGUUAGGCAUAUUGAACUCUAUUCUUGAUACAAGUCAAAUUGAAGCGGCCAAAAUGCGACUGGAAGAAGAGGAAUUUGAGGUGGCCCAGCUUCUUGAAGAUGUGGUCGAUUUGUAUCAUCCUGUGGGUUUAAGGAAAGGCAUAGAUGUGGCGUUGGGUCCUUAUGAUGGCUCCGUUAUAAAGUUUUCGAGAGUGAAAGGUGACAUGGGAAGACUUAAGCAAAUAUUAUGCAACUUAAUAAGCAAUGCUGUCAAAUUUACUCCGGAAGGACGUGCAGCAGUCCAUGCUUGGGUGGAAAACCCCAGUUUUAAGAACUCCAUAGUUGCUUCUGACAGGAACAUUGGUGUUAUGAGACAAUUGUUGUGCUUUUUUAACAAGAACAUCAAAGCAAAAGCUGACAGGGAAACAAUGAAUGUGGGAAGGGAAUUCCUAAGGAAAAGCAAAUAUCAGUAUUUGAAAACUAUGUCCAGGUCAAAGAAACAGCUCUUGGAGAAGGAGGUACGUUUGAUGCAUGGAGAAAUACGAAUUGUGGACAAGGAGAUUGGGGAACGAGGGACAUGCAUCAGGUCAAAUCUACAUUUGGGGAUAGCAGCCACUCACACUCCUAGUACUUCUGGGCUAAGCAUUCACGCACCAAGCCCCAGAUUGAACAUUCGAAUCCCAAGUCCAAGAAUUGAGGGAUCAGUUGUCGUACUGUUGAUUAAGAAUAAGGAGCGCAGGAGAAUUUCACAAAAAUUCUUGGAGAACCUUGAGAUAAAAGUAUUGGUGGCAGAACAUUGA